This is a messenger RNA of Linnemannia hyalina, 501 nucleotides long. Lineage: Eukaryota; Fungi; Mortierellomycota; Mortierellomycetes; Mortierellales; Mortierellaceae. The record is from the annotation of a GenBank genome assembly.
AUGACCGAAACUGCUACCUUUGCCGCCGGAUGCUUCUGGGGUGUUGAAAAGGCAUUCCAGCGCUUCUACAAGGACGAGAACAUCAAGACCAGCGUUGGAUACACCGGUGGUGCCGACAGCAACCCCGAUUACAAGAAGGUCUGCACAGGAUCGACCAAGCACGCAGAGGCACUCCAGAUCCACUACACCCCCAACGACAAGAUCAACUACCCCAACCUGGUCGAGUUCUUCUACAGGAUGCACGACCCCACCACCCUCAACUCCCAGGGCCCCGACGUUGGCACCCAGUACCGCUCUGCCAUCUAUUUCCAUUCCCCCGAGCAGGAGCAGAUCGCCAAAAAGGUCACUGCUGAAGUCCAGGAGAAGCAUUACAAGGGCAAGCAUAUUGUGACCCAGAUUGUCUCUGCGGGCGAGUGGUACGAUGCGGAGGAUUAUCAUCAAAAGUAUUUGGAUAAGAACCCUGAAGGCUAUGAGUGCCCCUCUCACUUUUUGAGAUGGUAG